Molecule: messenger RNA, 3479 nt
Organism: Plodia interpunctella (Indianmeal moth)
Lineage: Eukaryota; Metazoa; Arthropoda; Insecta; Lepidoptera; Pyralidae
Product: NEDD8-conjugating enzyme UBE2F-like
Exons: 3
Coding region: 147-695 (182 amino acids)
Source: RefSeq, a predicted model, not a curated record
ACUGAUCUGUCAGUACGUUGUUUUGACAAAUCCGACGAUACAACUGCAUAAUUUUUAAUUAAUUAAUCCAGUUUUUGUGAUAUUCACCAUUAGAACAUUAAUAUGUUAUAAAUUUCAAUAGCUCAAUAAUUUCACUGCUUCCUAAAAUGAUAACACUUAAUAGAAAACUGAAGAAGGAACAUUCCGAGCCUGCAAAUGGAAUCAGCAGUGAACCUGUGAGAAGAAUAUCAGUCAGGGAUAAACUCCUGGUGAAGGAAGUUCAGGAGAUGAAUGAGAACCUACCUGCCUCAUGUUCUGUGCACUUCCAAGAUCCCAAUGUCCUUAGUGAGUUUGUGUUGACUGUGGCACCAGAUGAAGGUUAUUGGGUGGGGGGCAAGUUUAAAUUUAGUAUAUUCGUGACUGAGGAUUAUAAUAUGGCGCCCCCCAAAGUGAAAUGUCUAACGAGGCUGUGGCACCCAAAUAUCAAUGUAGAUGGGGACAUCUGCCUCUCCCUGCUCCGACAAACAUCCAUAGAUGAGCACGGCUGGGCUCCCACGAGGAGAUUGAAGGAUGUUGUUUGGGGACUCAAUGCUUUAUUUACGGACCUCCUAAACUUCGAAGACCCCCUCAACAUUGAAGCUGCUGAGAUGUACAAUAAGAACAAGACAGAGUUCCAAGCUAAGGUGCAGGAAUAUAUAGCUAAGGGAAAGAGAUGAGAACGACGAAAACAGGGCCAUAGCUCGAAACACAGCUAAGUCAUUGCUAAUAGUGUGGAACCUUUGUAAGCUCAACUUUAUAAAUAUCCUGCAGUCAGUGAGGGCCUUAAAGUUUUGCUCAGAUUCAAUAUCGGCCAAUUAUUCAGUCAAAACUUCGGUGAUAUUUAUGUAUCAACGUGUCUCCAAAAGUUAUAUUGAAAAUGGUUUUUUCUUUAUAAAAGGAAUAUUAAAAUUUAAAGGUGGAAGAUUCAGUUUCAUCAAAAAUCUGAUUCCAAGGGAGACUAGGAUCAAAUCUAAUCUGGAAACUAUAACUCUAGGCCCAUAAGAAUUCAGCAUAGAAAUACCUUGUAACUUAAACAUGUACAUUAGGGUCGAAAUUAAUAAACAUACUUAACAUUUGUACUUUAUUUAUUAUUAGAAAAUAUAUUUACUUUUCGCCAUUUAAUCAAAAACCAAAGCUUGUAUAUUUAGAUUUUAUUGAUAUUGAUGACAAGCAUGGCAUACUAUCAACAUUGACUGUCGGGAAACUGAACAAAGGCUUUUUAUUGUUGUUUAUUUGUUGAAAAUUCAUGACAUUUCCACUUUUUGACUUCAUUUUAAUUCGACCUUCAAGUUCCAUAUUUCAUUUUUAUUCUUUGAAUUUUCUAGAUUUCUCUCUCGUCUUUUCAUUCUCGGCUGUGAACCCAUGUGUCCGUUGUAGAUGUUUAUCUAGUCUAUAUUGAAAUUUAGCUUAUAAUUUAUCGAGGUUCCAUUCUAUGCACUUAGGAAACUUUAUUAAAAUGUUUUAAAAGUUGUUAGUAGUUUUAGUAUGUGAUAUGACUCUUGAUGAUUACAAUAGUAUAAUUGAAUGUGAAUUUAGCAGGGUUACAUACAAGUGUAAAGUAUGACUUUGUAUGAACAUGCUAUGCUUACAUUAUCAUAGAAUUUAUGACAUAUAUACUUGAAAAUCAGAGACACCGCUUUUUUAACACGGCAACAUUGUUUAGAAAAAUAAUGUCUCUAAUUUUGUCGAGUCAACAAUAUAGCAAUACUUACACGAAUACACCAAGAUAUGGGAUUUGGAAGCUUGUAUGCCUUAACACACUAUAUAUAUAUAACAAUGUAUAUAUUAAAAGCUAGCAAUGAAAUGACACAAGCCAUGUAAUUAUUUUUUUAUAUCAGCCGUAAGUGGAUUAAAGUUAUACGCUCAGAAAAUUAGUGAUAAUUAACAUGAUAUAAGGUAUUUUAGAUCGAAAAGAAAUUAAUUGUAAAGAACUAUGUUUUUGCUUAUUUUGUGUCUAAAAUGUAAAUAACAUUUUCAAAUCAUAGUUCGACAACUGCAAUUUUUACGCACAUUUUUCGUUUUGAUAUAAGUACACUUUGCUACGGCAUACAUAUUUUUAUCAGAAUUUGUUAGUGAAAUAGUGUAUAAUAAAUUUUUUAUUAUAUUGUUACUGAUAUUAAAAUUAGGGUGGUGUAGAUUAACUCAACAUGAAUUAUGUAAUAUUUUGUAAAAAAAAAACAUUGAAAUGAAUACUCCAAUAUGGUGAUAAUAUUUUUUAUUUGUGCAAAUGAUAUUUUGUACAAUUUUUCCACAUAAUAUUCUCGUGUGUGUCAAAAUAUUGAGUGUGUGACUGACCCUGUUAGUCAUAUAACAUCAAAACAUACUCUAUGCUAAAAUAUGUUUGUCUCUUUCUGUCGAUUUCAAAUAUAAAGUGCGAUAAUAACAAAACUAUUUUAGUUUAGAUUAUAUUUUGACUUUUUAAAGAAUAACAGAGUGAGGUUUAUGGCUGAUUUACAUUGAUCCAGUAACACUAGAUCCAGCGACUGGAUCCAGUACCUGGAUCAAUGUAAAUCGACCUUUAUAUCUAUGAUUGUAUGAAUUCGAAAAUGUUAACAUUUAAUUGUGUUUUAAUUGAAUUGUACCAAUAUCACCUCUUGUUAAUAUAUAAGUUUGUGCUCUUGCCUAAACCUGUUGGGGCUAGCACAAUAUUUGGGACGUAAUCGUAUAUCAACAAAAUUUAUAUGGAAAAUCAGCAGUUCCUUUUUUAUAAGGUAUUUUCAUCUUCCAUAAAAAUACUGUUGAUGACCGUGUGACAAGUUUUUGCAAAUACUCGCGCUAGCCCCAUUGUUUAUAAAAAGUAUCUUUAAUUACGUGUAAAUAAAAGCAUCAACUGUAAUAUAUUCAAAUUUUUGCUGUUCGGAAAAAAAGUAUUGGUGAAUUUCAACUUUCUGAUAUAACCUUAUUUACCUAAUUGUGAAAGUAUGUUUCUCCAUAAAUUAAAAAGAUUUUGCCGCAUUUACAUAUUAGACUCCUGUCGAUAUAGAUUCAAUUCAAUUAUGGUCUCCUGCACACAAUGUCCAAUAGAAAAUGUUAAAUUUCUGAAUACAUAUUAGAUAUUAUUAGACAGGAUAUUUUUGGGAAUUAAGUGUUAUUGAUUUAAAGUAUUGGUUCGUGACUUCUUUUCAUGUGUGUUAUUGAUAACAUGUAAGUUUUUAUCAAAGUCGUCUAAAGGCAUCCGAUGUGACCUUGGUUCGUGACGAAAAUUUAUUUUAUACCUCAUGUUUGGAUUUAACGCGUUCAAGGACGCUCGACGAGACACAAUAUAAGUUUAAUUAUUACAACUGCUAUAGCAGUCAUGCGUCCGCGAGCGAGUAAUAGUAAUAUUUUCUAAAUAAUAGACAUCACAAGAUUUUUGUAUUCAAAUUCAUCUUCCGUAUUUCAAUGCACGCUACAUUACCUGUAAAUGCCGCAAUAAACGAAUUUUGUUAAACUUUCUGUAAUAUACAUAGUCAGUUUUUUAC